AUCAAAAAAGCUACACAUUGCGCUAUCUUCCCUCCGAAUCCAUUGGUAAUUGAUAGCUUUUAUUGAUUUUCAAUCAUUUUCAAAUCCCUUUUGUCGACAAGUCUUUAUGAUGCAUACAUUUUUAGAUAAAUUGGCGAAAUGUAUCCAGGAUUUUUAUAUAGCGGGUAUAGGGACACCCGUUAUCUCUACAAGGACAUUUAUACAUGAGGAUUUCCUGGCAACGGUAUCCAAUGUUCAGCAUCAAUGAAUCAGAUAAAUGCAGGAGUGAUUUAAUAUUAGCAGGCUGAAUUGCAGUAAACAUUGUUUUAAAAGGAUUGCACUUUAAUGGAUUAUCUAAGCAGGUGCUUGUUGUGAAAUCCCAAACGCGGUGACGAUGGGUGUGUUAAGGCUGGUAGUACACAUACUUUUUUUGGUUAAAUCUAAUUGUAUAACACUGGAUUCAUUACAUGAGAACAUCACCACUAGAGUCACGUGGGAUGAUGUGGUGAGGUUCGGGGACCACGCAAUGUUGGAGUGUGAGACGCUGUCAACGGUUGUCGUGAACGUCACUCACACGUGGCUACUUCCAAACGGGACCUCGACGUCACAAACAUUCCAGGACACCACGUGUGGUGCCGGGGAUUGUGAAUCCUUCAUCGAUAUACCAACCGUCGACUUCCAGCAUCAAGGCAACUACACGUGUCAAACAGAUUUUGGAGAAAUUAUUGCUUUUCUAGAAGUUGAAAGUUUGUGUCCUCACACGAGAGUUUCUAGAGCAACAGGGUUAUCAUUCCAACUGGAAACUGGCACAGAAAGCUCAGCGUUUGAUUGUAUGAAUCGAUGCGAGAACAACACAUUGUGUGAAAGCAUUACUUAUAUAUCAGUAACAAAUGAAUGCUGGCUUCAUAACGGAACAGAAAGGAGCGAUGACGCAUGUCAUAACGACCUUCUGGGAUAUUUUUACAUCAAAGUGUGUACUACCAAUACCUCGUGUGCGAUGGUUGAACAAAUUGCAGACUCAAAAGGAACAGGCACUGUGCUAGAGACUGUGAAUCGCAUCACCCUGGAUGAUUGUUAUCAGGGUUGUCUAGAUAAGACAAAUUGCUUGGGAGUCGAUUUCAACCGGAACCUUAAUGAGUGCAGACUGUAUGAUAGUGACUUGUGGAAAGAAGAGUUGUACUGGGCCCGACAACAAAGCACUCAGUGUGAUUUUUACCGCAAAGUCAUCAAUUGCUAUCCAGUUAUAGAAUGUUUUCCGCCAAAGGAUUUAUUCGGGUUGUACUAUCGAGGGAAACAUAGCGUGAGUGUUAACGGAGUCUGCAAAGAUUGGAAAGAUACACAAUUUACCCAUCUUAAACAUCACCAGAACUUUUGCCGAAGGAUAACUACGAGAAAGGCAGGCGUGUAUUGUGUGUCAGCAGUAGAUGAUACCGUCCAAACCUGCCCGGUGUCAAAAUGUGUAAACAUACAGGGAAGCGGUGUGGAUGUUGUAUUUGGGGACACAGGAACGAUAUUCAUAAAUGUGACCUGGCAUUCCGAAAUCAAUAUCACUUCUUUCGAAUGGAGGAAAGGGGGAGUAGUUCUUAAUACCAGUAACCCCAAUUACAUAGUUGACGAGUUUCCCCUUCCCUCUCUCACUGUCCUGAAUACUACAUUUGACGAUGAAUAUCAUUACGAGCUUGACAUUCAUACAGAAAAGUACGACACACAAACUUCCGCCUUCUUUUUGGAUAUUGUAGGACAUACGCCAACAACAAGAUUUAUGAUAACUCCUGAUCCAGCAGUUCUAGGCUCCCAUUUAGAUAUUGAGUGCGAGCUUCUGCAGCCUCCAUCGCCGAAUAUUGUAAAUUACACCUUUAGUAGAAAACGAGAAAGCGACCUGGUCCCAGAACUUCUGACAUCAAUGGCGUCUAAUGAAACUUUUGACAACACCUCUGUGUUCAUUGCUAGUUUCUCUACAGAGAAUGCCACCAUUUUGGAUUACUCGGAGUACACGUGUAAAACAAUUAACCUAAUUUCCAAGAAGAAGUCAAGCCGAUAUCUAGAGUUAGACUCAGGAGAGUCGGAACUAUCGGGUUUUGUCUACAUACCUGGCCUGGAUAAAGUUCUUAAACCAUUUACAGUGGACCAAAAAGUCAAAACGGAAGCGGAAAUCCACUGCCAAACCCUGAACGGCACGUUGUUUCUCAUAACGUCGCUGGAACGCCAGGUUUAUACUGAGAAACUGUUGCGAGAAAUCUGGAAUAAGAUUUCAGGAAACGCCUUUAUAUCCGGUGAGUAUUCUAUUGAUAGUUGGAUAAUCAAUGGAACAGCGGCUGUGUUCACUUACUGGAAUAGCUCAUACCCCCAGCACGAGGACAGUAACGGGUGUAUAACACAGCAGCUAGACCCUCCCUACAGGUGGACGAACAUCCCUUGCUCAGAACACCUGCCCUACAUCUGCGAGUUACAACCGUAUUGUAAAGAACCUAACGUAACCAACGCAACUGCAAGUCCAGGGUCUACCUAUAUAUUUACCUCAAGAGAUUUCGUCUGCACUCACAGCAAGAAAUCAUCUUCCAACCUUCGGUGUCUUGAAGACCUAGAAUGGCAUGGCGGAUGUGAACCUAUUAUCUGUCCAAUGGUAAGUGGAGUGAACGCUAGCCCAUUGAUGAAUACCACAUAUUAUUUUAACGAUACGCUGGAGUUUGCGUGUGUUGAAGGCUUUAAGGAAGACUCCGGAAACACGGUGCUGUAUUGUAGCCUUAAUGGGACAUGGAUUGGAGACCCAUUAAACUGUACAGAGAUCGUAUGUCCUGUUAGUAACGUAACGAAUGCAAGACUAAUUACUGCAAAUGUGACUUCACCAUUCCUCCCAUAUAUGUCAACCAUCGAGUAUGAAUGUCUACCCGGGUUUGUUUCACAAUCCAGUGUUUUAAUAAGCCAGUGCCUCGAAAAUGGAAAUUGGACAAGUUUACCUACAUGCGCAGUGCCUCUUUGCCCACUUGAAAACAUUAACACCACAGUCUUAACUGUCAACAAUGUGGACGGAUAUAACACCAUGGACAACAUGUCACUCUCUUGUAAGGCAGGAUAUCGUCACGUGUCGGGCGAUCUAAAUAGAACAUGCCUGUCAACUGGAGCAUGGAGUUCCCCCCUCCCAACAUGCAACCAAUGUAAGUGUCCCUGUGACAGAGUUCGUCCAGUUCAAAACUUAACUGACGCUGAGCUUCAGGCUAAAAUUGAUCAAAUAAAACAAGAACUUGUCUUGAACACGCGGACACUGUCAAGUUCGAUACGUAAAAGGACUAGCGCCAAGGACGAGCGUCCCUCUGCCACAGGUGUAGGGGUCGUUCUGGGGGUUGGAAUUGUUACCUUUCUCGUGUUAGCUGUAAUUGUGCCAGAUAUCCCGAUGAUGAUAUUCAGCCUACGAAAUAACUAUGUGAUACAGAUAUUGAUCGAGAAGUAUCGUCAUCGCAAGUGAUGCACCAUUGACUUUGAUUUAACGCACUGUCUGUGAUAUGUUUUGUACUUACUUGAUUCUAUAAGAAAUUAAAAAAAAAUUAAACUUUACAUUAUUGACUAAAUAUUUGUGCAAUUAUUUGACUCUCGAGUAUCUCUGUUAUUUCUAGAUACAUGUAUUAAUUAUUGGUUUUCUUUCAAUACAUACAAUUCUAAAUCAUCACUUACAGCGUAUUAGUAAAAAUGAAGGAAAAAAACCGAAAUCCACUUGCUUGCACAUGUACAUGUCUUUAAAUAAGAAUGUCCAUAAGUAUUUGUUUCAGAAAAUAAAUAUAAUUUUAUUCUUUAAAAAAGAAUUAUUAAUUGUUCAUAUUUAAUAAUUGUUUCUUCUCUCGGUUCAUUUUAAUUAGAGAUUCCUAUAGAAAGCCAGCUAAUUUAUAUUCAUGAUUACUGACUGAAUUUUAAAUCUGUGUAUUGGUUCAUUCCCACUUUGAAAUUACACUUAUCCGGUGUUGGUUAGAGUUUAUAAUUGUAAGAUUUGUGACCUGAAUUGGGCAAUCCUCAAUCAGUGAUAGUUUGUAUUUUCUAUACCCCCGCUCCGAAGGAGAGAGAGGAAUAACUUUUUUACCAGUGUGUGUCUGUCUGUUACUAAAUUUCUGUUGCAUUUUUCUGAGCAAACAUUUAUUGAAGGAGCUUGAACUUUUAAUACACUCCUUUUUUCACCAUGUCAUAUGCUAAAAUUUAUUUUUGUACCAAUCGAACGUCAUCUUCCUGUUAAAUGACGACUUUGUUAUUUUUAGUCUAAAUUUUUUAAAUCUUUUCGUAAAUGUAUUUUCAGCAACUAUAAAUCGCAGAUGCAUGAAAUUUUAACUUCUUUUAUUAAGGUAUGCCAUAUGGUUGGAUUCAUUUCUUACCAGCCGGACUUCAAUUUCCUGUUAAAUGGCGACUUUGUUUAUGUGAAGCGUAUUUUGUCAAACAAAUUUUCGUCAAAACUUUCUCGGCAUUUAUUAAUCGCAAAUGCAAGAAAUUUAAACACACUCUUUGUCCAGUAUUACACUCUAGUGGUAUUCAUUUUGUACCGAUUAGACACCGACUUCCUCUUGAAUGACCUUUUUUUUAUUUUUAGCCUAGAUUUUCAGGCAAAAUAAGGCCAAUUGGCCUCUUGUUUGUAUUUGUUCACAUCAGAGCGAGAGUAUUACUGGAUAUUCAAUAUACUCGGAUCAAAGAAUUAUGAUCACUUUUUACUGCAAUUUGUGCACAUCAGUGUACACAUCUGUUGACUACUGUAGGCUGAUAAAAAUUAUUUGAUUUGGACUAAACAACAACUAAAUUAAAUAUAGAGCUAUAUUACACGUAUAUGUUUAUUUUCAUAGCUUAGAUUUGUUCACUGAAAGUAGAAUGUAUAGAAUAUAUAAGGAAGAAAGAGAUAUAUUUUCGAUAUACGCUGUACGUUGUAAUUAUGCUUGAUGGAUGGAUGGAUGGAUGUUCAGUUAAUGGACAUGUUUUUAAAAAAAACCGUCGCACGAAUACUUAUCAUUCUUUAGCAUGACAAAAAGAAUUGACAUUAUAAAUUUUUGGUUUUAAUAUUCAUGGUUCUCCGAUCCUCAGCCUCAAAGUAUUUUUUCAUCAUCAAGUGUUGUUUUUCAAACUUUAUAAAUAAAAUGAAACAAUACGGAAUUUGUAGAUAGUAUUCGUGCAUUUUACAAAGUUAUUGCAAAUUUGCCUACAAUGGAUAUAAUGUAAUUAACAAUGGAUCUACAACGCCAAACAUGUAGAUGUGUGACUGAAGGUAAUACUAGCACAAAUUGUCUGUAUAAAAGUCCAAUGUCUAUCUAUCUAUCUAUCUAUCUAUCUAUCUAUCUAUCUAUCUAUCUAUCUAUCUAUCUAUCUUUUCAAUAGAUAUAAUAUUUUUAGUGUUGCAUAAAAUUAGGUGGUAGUAAAAGAAUAUUUGUUUCUUACAAAGACUGUCCAAUUGUGUAAAUUUAAUCCAUUAAAUGUCUUUCGGGUGUUGUUAUCUAAAUAAGUUUGAAAUUGCUGGGUGUAUUACUUAUUUAAACAUCUUGUUUUAAUGCAUGUAUUGUGCGACGACUCCUAAGAAUUAUUUUCCCAACAUGUUCAUUGAGGCAUGAAAACUUGUUGUGUAGGUCUCUAAUGGAAAACCAUAAACCAAGUCUGGUUUAGUUUAAAUUGAUAGAAAGACGAUUUCAUUCCGGCGCAUUAAAUUUUCUGAUUCCGUUGGUUCUUAAAAAAAUCAAUGCUUGCAACGUGACGCUCUCUUCUAAUUACUAAUGUAUAUCUAAUACAGUGAAUUGC
This is a messenger RNA of Magallana angulata, 5733 nucleotides long. RefSeq lists its product as uncharacterized. The record is from RefSeq and is a predicted model, not a curated record. The transcript has 15 exons. Bases 374 to 3442 code for a protein of 1022 amino acids. NCBI's taxonomy places the organism in Eukaryota, Metazoa, Mollusca, Bivalvia, Ostreida, Ostreidae.